Molecule: messenger RNA, 1515 nt
Organism: Oncorhynchus keta (chum salmon)
Lineage: Eukaryota; Metazoa; Chordata; Actinopteri; Salmoniformes; Salmonidae
Product: nuclear factor 7, brain-like
Exons: 1
Coding region: 54-1022 (322 amino acids)
Molecular function (GO): zinc ion binding
Source: RefSeq, a predicted model, not a curated record
CUCUCUCUCAUUCUCUUUCUGUGAACAGUGAACGCGACACAGUCAGCUCCAGAAUGGCUACAUCUUCCUCUACCCUCACCGACCACCUCUGCUGCGCCAUCUGUACAGAGAUCUUCACUGACCCUGUGUCUCUCAGCUGCCAGCACAACUUCUGUAAGAGAUGUCUUGAAAAAAGCCUUGAGGCUGGACUCCGGCCCCGCUGCCCUGAGUGUAGAGCUCCGAUCAUGGAGAGAAACUUCCAGAUCAACAGAAUGGUUCGGAACAUGGCAGACCAGCUGAGACUGGAGCAGAGUAGACAGGAGAACACCGGAGGACAAAGAUCUACAGCUGAGAAAGAAGAUGAGUGUCCUGAGCACGGAGAAGCUAUGAAGCUGUUCUGUGUGACAGACAGGAAGCCUAUCUGCCUGGUCUGUAAGGAAGGGAGAGACCACAGAGGACACACAUUCAGACCUGUGAGAGAGGCACGGGAGGAUCUGAUGACAGAAGUGGUCUCAGCAUUGGGUAUACUGAAGGAAGACUUGAACAAAGCGCAAUAUAAAAGAGAAAGUCAACAAAGAAAGAUCUCUAAGAGAGGAGAGAAAUCCAGCCAAGUCAAGGAAAACAUCAGGACCCAGUUUGAGGAAGUAAUCAACAAGCUGAAGCAGAGAGAACAGGAGGCGAUGAGAGAGAUAGACAGGAGGGAUGGUCUUGUCAACAUCAAUAUGGAGAAAUGUCUGACUGAAAUAAAGAGACACGAGACAGAUGUGAAAAAGAGAGAGACCUCGCUUCAGUCUGGACUGGACAUCACUAACCCCAGGAAGUUCCUUCAGUGGUGGACAGAGAAGGGUCGCGCUACGUGUGAUACAAGGCAGGUUUGUCCAGACAUCUACAGUGUACCCAGGGUGCUAAGACCAAGACAAUCUGAGGGUUAUGAAGAUCCUCAUACCUUCUUGGGUUUUAUUGACUGGGAGGGCAUUGAGAAAAGCCUUGAAUGGAAAUUCUAUCAAUUAGAAAGGUCUGAUGACAAGUGUGUCCUCUCUUGAUUACAGUUCAGAAACUACUUUCACUUUGACAAAAAAUGAUGAUUCACUGAAACUCUGUAUUGCAUUCGUAUGUGAAGAUGAUUAAUAUGGUAAUUAAUAUAUUAAUAUAUAUAUAUUAAUACUCCUCUGACAUUUGGACGAUUCCAUGCCAGUGUAGCCAAAAAAAAAAUUUUUUAGUAUCUCAGAUUGUUCUUUUGUCUUGUGUUUUCUUAAUUGUCCUCUAAAUCAUCAGAGAAGAAACAGCGCCCCCCUCUGUCUCAGUAUGUGUAGCUCAUGUAUCUGAUGCUGUCUGGUCAAAAUGAGUAUGACAUGUUGUCGCAGAGCAUUCCGCCUCAGUUGAUAAUAAAAUGAUGAAAUUAUCAGCGUUGAGCUGAGCUCAACUAUGGGUGGUUCUGGUGCAGCAAGAAAACAACAAGGGAGGCCAGUAUGGAUUUGGCUUCACACCAAUCAAAUCACAUCAAAAUAAAAUAAAGAAAAUGUCCUUGCAGAAAAA